UCUAGAACCUUAAAAAUGUUUUUGUUGACUUGCAUACUUCUUCUUCUGGUGGCUUCACAGUCAGUUGAAAGUGUACGCUUUAGCAAAUCGACUUUAACAAAACUCUCAAAAGGUAUUAUCAAUGCGAAAGACAAUGUAGAAAUAAUAACAAGCACCGCUGGGAUUGGAUUUGGGACGGCAGAUACAUACGGCGAGUCGGUAGCUGUUGGUGAAGCAUUGGAUAAAGUGAGGGAAGGGAAACUGGAAGAAGCUAGGGAAGACCUAGUGGAGUUUGUGACGGUAUUGUGUUUGAUUGACAUACCGGGUACUGUCCAGCCAGCAGGAGAGCUGAUCAGCGGAGUUGUUAUGAAUGAAAAGAAUUUAAAGAUGGCACCAGUAAGGGAUGCGAUUAAAGCCAUGAACAAACACGUGUCAAACUUUUUAACGGAAAUCCCUGAUAAACUGCCGAACCGAAUUAAAAAUAUUGGUAAACACCUGUCAAAAUUUAAAGGCAAAGUGGCCACAGCUUUUAAAAAUGGAGCGUCCUCAUUGAAGACAAGCUCACCAAAAGUAUGGAAUGCGUUGUCAGGCACUGCGAAAUCAUUGAAAACAUACAACCCUUUAAAACUCAUUAAAGCCGCUGGUGUGAUCGAUUUUUUGACGAUAGGCUACUCAAGUUUUGAGUUAGGGCGCGCUGCGAAAACAGGAGAUGUGGACACUAUUGUUGAAUCUAGCAUCGCGAUUGCUGGUAGUUUGUUUUCAAUCGUUGGUGCACUGGCAGCCACAGGUAGUGCGCUGGGUCCAAUUGGAACUGUUGUUGGGGCAAUUUUAGGAGGUAUCGCUUGCAUCAUAAAUAUUUUUAAACCUGAUCCACAGGGAGAUUUAGAUCAGAGCGUAGCUGAAUACGAAAGAUAUGGCAUGCUUUCAAUCGAAGAGCUACGCAAAGAUUUCGCGUACAUGCCGGCUGUUAAUGUGUACAAACGAAAAUUAGACUGGCUGUUCGAGAACAAUCAAGGCUCGAUGUAUGACAUCAAAGGGUUGCGACCGACUACUGCACUAACUUUUGACUAUCAAAAUAUAAAAACAAAACGAAACUUUGAAUACACUGCCCUUGGAACAUGUCCAAAAGUGAAGGGAUUCCCACGAUGCAUUGCGAUAGGAGAAAAGAGAUAUAUUGACAAGAAAGACUAUCAUGGUUGGUGGAGCACUCUGAGAGGAAAACAAAAGCUAAUUCAUGAGAGUGAUUUUUAUGGUAUCAUAAGCAACAUGACGUACGGCGGUACAACAAUCAUCAUACGAAGCAACCAUUAUAAAGACGAUCAAAAAGUUAGAGGGAUCAAAAUCGAUACUUUGCCACCAUUAUGGACCGCCGUUCAAACAGCCAAUGACCAUAUUGUGUUGCAUGAUCUCAGUCGAUUGUCCAGUGGGAAAAAAGUGAAUAUUAAUCUACGAGGUGGACGGAACACUGUGAAUAUCAAUGGGAUUGUUGGAAAUUUUGUUGAAGGUUCAACCACAAAUAUAUUUGACAUCAAACUUCAAGCCGAUAAAGAGAAACCACUUUCGGUGUUGUCUUUCGCUGGAAUGAAAAACAACGUUGCUUUUUUGCGUCAAAAGAUUUCUGGAAUGGUUUAUUAUGCAAAUCACGCACAAACUGGAAGAGGGUUAAUCUGCUAUGUAGGGUUAAACCAUAAGCGAUACUGUCCUGGCUACAUCGAUCCGAUUCCUUGGUUAGCCACGUCACCGUUUAACGACAAAGUCGUAUUAAACGCACGUCAUAAUAUGACGGUAGUCAACAAAGAAGGAAGAAACACCUAUGUGAUACAAAUCGAUGAAACUAUGCAGACGCUCGACCCACAGGAAAAAAUAUCCUAUCGUAUCAUAGACUCGUCAGUUCAUGCUGCAAACUUGGAAGUUAAUGCACGUGUGGUGACUCCCGACGCUAUAGUUUACAGAGAAAAGAAAGCUGUUUUUGAAAUUUAUGGAAAGUUCUGGAAUACAUCUUCGUUUGGAAACGUGGAUUAUCGAAUGAUUCGUCGUGCUGUUUUUGCCGGGUCGAAGCAUAUGCCCAAUACGGUGAAAUUAUUUAAGUCCCUUAAUCUGGAUGACAUUCCUAGAACGGCACAAUUCCAGAAAAUAUAUUCGUAUCCUAGGAAUGGUGUGUUUUAUUUACAAAUGAACGCCAGACUAGACGGAAACUUAAAGGUAGCAAAAUCGAUUUGUUUAUGUGCUCCACACAAGGUCGAGUCAUACUAUUAUCUUGAUAUGGGACGGGGGUUCAAUGUUUUAUAUCUUAGUAGCGAGUUUUGGAUGAAUUUCAGACAGGACAAAUUUAUGUUGACAUUGGUAUAUGACAAGGUGGACAUGAAGACGAAUAAGUAUGGAUGGAUUUUGAAGAUACGUCGUAAAGACGAUCCGGACGAGGUACAACUACCGCGCCAUGAUUUAUUGCUUAAGAAUGUCCACAUCAUCAUGAUGCCUUCUUUGUUAGGUACCAUAUUUGAUUUAACGGACAAUGAUGCUAUGGUAACAGAAGCUGAUUUAUGGCGAAGAAGACAAGACCGAAUUACUUUUGCAUUUAACACAAACGUUGUGGGGACAGAUUUAGAUGACUACGCCUUGAUUUUUCCCAGAAAUUCUGGGUUUACAAAAAAUUCCGAUUUUGAGUUAGACCUGGGAAAGGGCACUGACACUGUUGUUAUCACAGAAUCUUUACAAAAAUUCACAAACGAUUUAAAAUACCGCUUUGUUAACGAAUCAGGAAAUAUCAACAUGGAGAUCACACACGUUCCAGUUUUCGGUCAAAUAAACUUUUUGGGGAAAGUGGUAAUACGGAAUGUUGAUAGAGUCGCGUGUGAAGUACAUGGUGUAAUCCGAACCCUAAAAACAUGGAAUGACUGUGAGACUUUUGAUGAUUUCAGAGACUUGAAGGUAGAAUGCCUGACUCUUUAUCGAGCAGUCAUAAAAUCAUACGGCAUAACAAAGUAUGACAAAGAUGUGAAAUGUAAAGAAGAAUGUCCACGACAUAGACCGUAACUUUAAGAAAAUGUAAUUUUGUAUUGCAUAAAUAAAAACACAUCCAUUAAAAAAA
Hydractinia symbiolongicarpus is the source of this 3067-nucleotide messenger RNA. RefSeq lists its product as uncharacterized. The transcript has 4 exons. The coding region runs from base 16 to 3012 and encodes 998 amino acids. The record is from RefSeq and is a predicted model, not a curated record. NCBI's taxonomy places the organism in Eukaryota, Metazoa, Cnidaria, Hydrozoa, Anthoathecata, Hydractiniidae.